AUGGCUUUACGCGCUGCGUUGUUUAUUCUCCCCGUGCUUUUAGCCGGCGGAGACGCGGUUUAUAGUCGACAUCGCGAUCGUUUACGUACCGACCCGAGAAUCUUAGAUAGAGCUUGCGAGCUUAGUUCCUGUUAUCCUGCAACUGGAAACUUGCUUAUCGGUCGCGAGAAUAGACUCUUUGCGUCUUCCACAUGCGGAAGCUCCGGACGCGAGCGUUACUGCAUCGUGUCGCAUCUCGAAGAUCGCAAGAAGUGUUUUUGGUGCGAUUCAACAAACAACACGAAUAAUAAUCUAUCACUAAAUCACCGUAUUCAGAAUAUUAUAUACAAAUAUAUUCCCGGUACAAUAAGAAAAUCUUGGUGGCAAUCUGAAAAUGGAAAAGAAAAUGUUACUAUUCAGUUGGAUAUGGAAGCAGAAUUUCAUCUUACACAUUUAAUUAUUCAGUUUAAAACAUUUCGACCGGCAGCCAUGUUAGUGGAGAGGUCAUUUGAUUUUGGUAAAACUUGGCGAGUUUAUCGAUACUUCGCACACAAUUGCGACGAAGCUUUCCCCUCAGUGCCUAAGCACACUCAACGAAACUUAACGGAGGUGGUUUGUGAAUCUCGUUACUCAGGUGUGGCGCCAUCGUCUGAAGGUGAAGUAAUAUUCAGAGUAUUACCUCCAAAUAUACAUGUGACCAAUCCAUACUCUGAAGAAGUUCAAAAUUUAUUGCGAAUGACUAAUUUACGGAUUAAUUUUACAAAACUGCAUACUCUUGGUGAUGACUUACUUGACAAUCGAGCUGAAAUACAGGAGAAGUACUACUAUGCUAUAUAUGAAAUGACUGUUCGAGGUUCUUGUUCCUGUUAUGGUCACGCUUCUAGAUGUUUACCAAUGCCUGGAGUUGAUUCAAAAAACAAUAUGGUACAUGGGCGCUGUGAAUGUACUCACAAUACUCGUGGUCUAAAUUGUGAAUAUUGUGAAGAUUUUUAUAACGACUUACCUUGGCAGCCCGCAGUAGGAAAAACUUCAAAUGCAUGUAAAAGAUGUACUUGUAAUAACCAUGCAAUUACUUGCCAUUUUGAUGCAGCUGUGUACAAUAAAACGGGGAAAGUAAGUGGUGGUGUUUGUGAUAAUUGUCAACAUAAUACUAUGGGUGUAAAUUGUGAACUUUGCAAGCCUACUUUCUUUCGCGAUCCCAGUUUGGAUGUACAAAGUCCCGAUACAUGCAAACCUUGCGAUUGUGACCCAGAUGGAACAACGGACAAAGAAAUUUUAUGUGAAGAUGAAACGGAUUUAGUUAAUAAUAAAACCGCUGGACGUUGUCUUUGCAAAUCUAACAUUGAUGGAGCAAGAUGUGACAGAUGUAAAGAUGGCUAUUGGAACUUUGACCCACAAAAUCCCGAAGGAUGCGAUUCAUGUACAUGUAACCAUCUUGGAACUGUGAACGAGAGAGGAUGCGAUCCGUUAUCUGGUAAUUGUAUCUGUAAGCGUCAUGUUACCGGAAGAAACUGUGAUCAAUGUUUACCUGAAUUUUACGGUUUAUCUGAUGUAGAUGACGGCUGCUUGCCUUGUGAUUGUGAUCUAGGUGGUUCCCUUGAUAGAGACUGUGAUGUUAUAACAGGACAAUGUAAGUGCCGUCCAAACGUAACAGGUCGUCGCUGUGAUCAACCUAUCCAAAACUUUUUCGUUGGAGCACUCGAUUCUAUUAUAUAUGAAGCAGAAUCAAGUCAAUGUGAUUCGCAAAUAGAUGAUAAUGCUAUACAAAGUCAAUUGUGUCAUGUUGUAAUACGUGAAAAUUAUCCAGAUGGCAGAAAAGAAACUUGGACAGGACCUGGUUUUAUGAAAAUACCUGAAAGUAGUACGCUUGUCUUUGUGGUUAAUAAUUUGAAAAGAAGCAUGAACUAUAACGUUCUUAUUAGAUAUGAACCGCAAUCUCAUUUGAAUUGGGAAGAGGCUACCAUAUUGGUUAAAAGGCCUUUACCGAUUGACACAGAGUCGUCCUGUGCUAACGUACGCCCAGAAGAUGAUACUAUUACUACGAAGCUUCCAGCGAAUCAACGCAGUAUUUUAGUUCGACCUCCAAUUUGCUUGGAAAAGAACAAAGAAACCGAAAUUCGUAUUUACUUAGGCAGACAAGAUGGAUACAGCUCAAACAGCAGAGCUUCUGUUUUAAUUGAUUCUAUAGUUCUUAUACCUUCUGUAGAUGAUUUACCGUUUUUAACUAAUGGAAGCUCCAUGCGAGAUGAAUUUGACCGGUAUAACUGUGGUGAUUCGUACUAUUAUGAUCUUAAUAGAGAUAACAUACCCGAAAUUUGCAAAAAAUAUCACGCAAGUAUUGGUUUCUAUAUAAGAAAUGGAUCAGAGUCCUGUCAGUGUGAUCCGUCAGGUUCAAAAAGCCAUCAGUGUGAUCCUUACACAGGCCAUUGCCAAUGUGUUGAAAAUAUUGUUGGCGCAAGGUGUGACCGCUGUGCUCCUGGGACAUACGGAUUUAGCAAGUUUGGCUGUAAACGCUGUGACUGUAAUAGUAUAGGAUCACUUGAUAAUUUUUGCGAUGUUACUAGUGGACAAUGCAAAUGCAGAGCUAAUACUUAUGGUCGAGCUUGUGACUUAUGUCAACCUGGCUAUUUCAAUUUUCCUAACUGUCAACAAUGUGAUUGCAACGGUCAUGCCGUUGAAUGCGAUGACAAAACCGGAGCAUGUAAAGAUUGUAGAGACUAUUCAGAAGGUCAUCGAUGUGAAAGAUGUAUCGAAGGAUAUUAUGGUGAUCCAAGACUUGGUGUCGAUAUAUCUUGUCGACUCUGUCCGUGUCCUGGCGUUAAAGGUAAUCCGAACAAAAAUAGUCACGCAGAUCGAUGUGAAUUAGAUUCCGAAACUAAAGAUGUUGUUUGUGACUGUAAAGAAGGUUAUGCUGGUUCACUGUGCGAUGUUUGUGCCGAUAAUUACUACGGUGAUCCAAUAAAGGGUACAUGUGAAAAAUGUGAAUGCAAUGACAAUAUUGAUACCACAAAGCCUAAUAACUGCGAUCCAUACACAGGAAAAUGUUUACAGUGCUUACAUAACACUGCAGGCGAUCAUUGCGAGAUGUGUGAAGAUGGUUAUUAUGGUAAUGCAACAGAAAAAGCAUGCUAUAAAUGUAAUUGUUCAGUUUUAGGUACCAACUUCACCCAAGGCAAUUGUGAUGGUAUAACAGGACAGUGCCCUUGUUUCAAUAAUGUUAUAGGGAUAAACUGUGAUCAGUGCACUGAAAAUCACUGGAGAAUUGCCUUGGGAACUGGUUGUGAUCCAUGUGAGUGCGAUCCAAUCGGUUCACUUUCACCUCAAUGUAACCCAUAUAUUGGUAAAUGUGAUUGCAAACCUGGCUAUGGCGGCAGGCAAUGUGAUCAAUGUCAAGAAAAUCAUUGGGGUAAUCCUAAUGUUGAAUGCUACGAAUGUGACUGUGACUUGUAUGGUUCUGUUUCUCAGCAAUGUAUGCGUGACAAUGGAUCAUGUAUAUGUAAACCAGGAAUUGGCGGAUAUAAAUGUAACAUGUGUGCUAGAGGCUACCUUGGUGAAGCUCCAGAGUGCUAUGCAUGUGGUGAAUGUUUUGACAGUUGGGAUAAAGUAAUAGAAGAUUUGCGUAUACAAACUGAAUAUGCAAUUGGAAAUGCAAGUAAGAUUAAAGUAGUGGGAGCCACUGGAGCAUAUACUAGAGAUUUUGAAGAGAUGACUAAAAAAUUAUCUGAUGUAGAAAAUUCGUUAGAAAGUGCAAAAUUAGGUCAAACCACAGUUAAGGAGCUAUUAGCAAAUAUAUCAACUUUACAAGAUCAAUUAAAUAACGCAGAUAAGAAAGUAAAGGAUAGUAAUGAUAAUCUUAAUGCAAUUACAUCCAAAAUAAACCUUGGUAAUGUAACUUUGGACGGCUUAAGAAGUAGCAUUGAUUACUUAAAGUCUAAAACACUUGAAUUAGAAAAUAACGCAACGAAAUUACAGGAAGCUAACUUGGAAGGUGCUCUCAAUUUAACACGCGAAGCAAAACAAAGAGCUCUUAAAGCAGCUGAUGAUACUGAAAAUGUACAAAUGUUGAUAGCUAAUACUGACAGACAAAUUAAAAAUACUGACAGACUAAUAGAAAUGCAAUAUGUCAAUUUUAAUAAGACACAAAACGAAAAUGACAAGAAAUUAGAUGAGUUACAGCAGCAACUUUCUGAAUUGGAGGCACAAUUACCAAAAAUAAAUGAAAAUAUGUGUGGCCAAGCAAGUGACACAUGUGACAUAUGUGGAGGAGCUGGAUGUGGGAAAUGUGGUGGUAUCUCAUGUGAUCAAGGUGCUAUUACAAAAGCGGAACAAGCACUAGACUUUGCCAAUAAGACAGAACAUAGAAUUAAAGAUCAUGAAUUAACGGCAGAAGACUUAUUUAGAUCUGUUUCUCAAGUAAAACAAGAUACAGUUGCUGUUCGAUCUAGGGCAAAAGACUUGUUCAAUCGAGCUGGCGAGUUUAAAGCAACAGCUGAAAGAGCUACAAAUGAGAGCCAAGACCUAACUUCUGAAUUAAAAGAGUUUUUGUCUAAAACACAUAAUACUCCUGAAGAAGUCAGACAACUCGCUACUGAAAUUUUAAAUUUAUCCAUUAGCAUUGAACCCAAGGAAAUUACUGAAUUAUCUCAACGCAUUAAUUCCACUGUGUCACAAUUAACUAAUAUAGAAAAUAUUAUAGCUGAAACAAAACCAGAUCUAGACAUAGCAAAAGCGUUAAAACAAAAUGCAACGACUAUUAAUAAAGCUGCUAAUUUAACUUUAGUUAUGGCCAAUAAGGUAUUGGAAGCUUUGGAUGAGGCUCAAAUCGCGCAAGAUGCAGCAGAAGAUGCUAUCGACAAAGCAAACAGUGAUAUUGAAGCCGCUAAAAGUGACUUAACCCCUAUUGCUUUAGAAAGCGAACAGGCCCAAAAGAAAGCGAAUGAAACUAUGGAUGAAGUUGAAGGACUACGGACUCGUUUAUCUGACUUACAGAAAAAUAUAUUAAAAAUUGAAAGUGAUGCAGAGCAAGUUAAACUAGAAGCCAAUGAAGUCGUCAACAAAGCAGAAGGAGCUGAGCAGAAAGCGAGGCAACUCAGGCAAGACUUUAAGCAAACAAAUAUAUCUUUAGCAGACAGGGCAAGCCAAACUUCUAAUUCAAGAGAACGAGCUCAAUUAUUACUUAAUCGAGCCACUAAACUAGCUAGUGAUACGCAGAUGCAAUUGAAACUUUUAGCAAACAUGGAAGAACUGUACAACGACCACAACGAACUAUUAAAUGUUUUAGAAAAAAAAAUUGGUGAACUGAAUACGCAAAUGAAUUAUUAUUUAUCAGAAAUUACUAAGCGUUCUGACUACUAUAGAUCUUGUACCACAUGGCUUUAUUUGGAACCCAUACUCUCUAACGACGAUGGAGAUUUAGGGCUCAAAUUUCGAAAAGUCGACCAAGGUUUUAAACAGGUUACACGGCUUUUGGAAUCAGAUCCCCGCAUCUCAGCUGUAGUACAAUCUGCGAGACUGCAGCCAAUGCUCGAUGCCAUAUCCGAGCAAUUAAACGCAUGCCAGUCAGCAUUAAACCAGUACAUCGACGAUAAACGUUCGAUCUUUCCUAGACUAUAUUUCUUAAGCGACGAUGAUUUACUGGAAUUACUGGGACAAGCGCGAGCUGGUGCUGAAGGGAAAGCGGCGGUGAUGCAGUCUCAUCUUAAAAAGCUUUUCCCGGGCAUAACAGGCGUACAUCUCGGGCCUAGCGAUCUAUCGAUCACCGCGUUAUGUAGUCAUGGGGAAGUAUUUCAGCUUGACCAUCCAGUCGAUAUCGAUUGUUCUGUUGAGUUAUGGCUAAAAAAUUUAGAACAAGAAAUGCGUUCGUCACUCCAGAGCAUGGCAAUAAAAUGCUUAGUUGCAAAUAGCUUUCAAGACCAAGAUCCAUUUUCGUUGCCGACACAAAUACUGUGUCUAUCGCAAAUUAUAAGGUUUACAGAGCAAACGGAGAAAGCUAUAAUAUCCAAGGAGUUGCAUAAAUUAAAAAAUAACAUUGAAAAUGAAAAUUCUUAUUACGCUGAUGUUGAAAUCGAGGAUGAAACGGAAAAGUAUAAGAAACAAGCUCUAAUAUUACAAUGUGCAUUUUAUGAAUCGAUGGUUCAAGAAUUAAUAGAGCACAACGUGGUGACCCUAAAUGAUUGGCACUGGCAAAAACAAUUGAGAUUUUACUCACUAAAUACUAAAGAAAUCGUUAUAAAGAUGGGCCUAGCCGAGAUCUCUUACUCCUAUGAAUACCUCGGUGUAAACACUGGACAAUUUGUACGAACUGAGACUACUGAUGAAAGUUUUCUAAUUUUAACUCAGGCAAUGCACCUCGGCCUCGUAGGAAAUCCAUUUGGACCAGCUGGAACUGGUAAAACAGAAUCAGUGAAAGCUUUAGGGGCUUUGGUAGGACGCCUCGUGCUUGUCUUUAAUUGUGAUGAAGCCAUGGACGCAGAAUGUAUGGGUCGGCUGCUGAGUGGCGUGGCGCAGUGCGGCGCGUGGGGCUGCUUCGACGAGUUCAACCGCCUGUCCGCCGACACGCUGGCGGCCGUCGCGCACCAGCUGGCCGCGCUGCUGGCCGCCGCGCGCGCGCGCGCCGCCGGCGCCGACCCCGUCGCCGUCAUUAACGGGAAACAGGUGGCGGUGUCGGCGUGGUGCGGCGUGGCGGCCACGCUGAACCCGGCGGGGCGCGGCUACGGCGGGCGGCGCGCGCUGCCGCCGGCGCUGCAGCACGCGCUGCGGCCGCUGGCGCUGCGGCCGCCCGCGCGCGCCGCGCUGGCCGCGCGCCUGCUGGCCGCCGCGCCCGGCGCCGCCGCGCGCCGCCUCGCCGCCGACCUGGACGACGUCUUCACUUUGGCGAGCACACUAUUGAGUAAUCAGAGGCAUUACGACUGGGGCCUGCGCGCACUGAAGUCGGCCGUGGGCAGCUGCAGCGCGGCGCUGGGCGCGGCCGCCCCCGCCGCGCCGGCGCAGCGCGCGCUGCUCAGGAAGGUGCUGAGGCUGAAUAAUAUAUCUAAACUCACCGUGUAUGAUGCUGAAAGAUUUGAAAACAUUUUGUCUAUGGUGUUUGCGGAUGUACCGGAGGAAGAGAGUGCGACAGAUCCUGUUUAUUCUUCUUUAAAAUCAGCGGUAACAGAACUCGGCCUCGUACAUAGUGACUUCCAGAUCCAAAAAUGUAUGGAACUCUAUGAACAGUUACAGCAAAGAAUGGGAGUUGCUAUAGUUGGUCCUCCUGGAUCUGGAAAAAGUACUAUAAGAAAACUUUUAAAAACGGCGAUGCAGCAGCGCGGGCGCAGCGUGGCGGAGUGCGUGGUGUCGCCCAAGGCGCAGGCGCGGCGCGCGCUGCUGGGCGGCGCCGGCGUGCUGGCCGCCGCCGCGCUGGCCGCCGCCGCGCAGCCCGCAGAUGUGUGGUCGUGGGUGGUGUGCGACGGGGACGUGGAGCCGGAGUGGGUGGAGGCGCUCAACUCGGUGCUGGACGACAACCGGCUGCUCACGCUGCCGUCGGGCUGGCGCGUGCAGUUCGGAAACAACGUUAACUUCAUCUUCGAAACUCAUUCCCUGGAACAUGCCUCCCCUGCCACUAUAUCGCGUAUGGGCAUUAUAUUGUUCAGUAACGAAAACCACUGCUCAGAAGAAAUAUUAGAAAGUUGGAUUCGUAAAAAAGAGUUUGAUAAUGAAACCGCAAGACUGGCCGCGUCGCUACUACACCAGACUAUAAGGAAAAUCUUACAAUGGAUUAGUUCACACAGAGCUGAUUUGGUCAUACGGGAUUGCCAAAUGUCACUGGUGAAACAAAUAUUAGCCCAAUUUGAGUACAUUGUGGAGGAAGAUAGUUCGAAAACUCCUAUAAGUGCAGAAGACAUAGUUUGGUCGUCUGUUCAACUUAGCAUUAUGGGGUUACUUAAAAAUAAUGCGAUUGACAGCUUCUAUGAUGAGCUACAAAUGCCACAGUUGCCGGCCCCGCCGGCCGGCGCGCGCGCGGAGUGGGCGGAGGCGCUGCAGCUGUCGGCGCGCGUGCGUGCCGCCGCGCCCGCGCUGCGCGCCGCCCUGCGCGCCGCCGCGCCCGCGCUCGUGCUGGGCCCGGACGCUUGCGCUAAGAAUCUUUUGGCUGAAUUUGUUCUGAAGGAAACCAACUCGACAGUAAUAACAAUUGACUGCACUCCUAUUCUGGAACCGUCUGAUAUAAUAGCUGAACUCAAACGAAACAACGCGGUGAGCAGCGGCGGCGGCGGCUGCACGCUGCUGCUGCGCUCGCUGCACCGCGCGCGCGCCGACCGCUGGGGCUCCUCGCUCGUGCACUCCUUCAUAUUACAGUUGGUGCAGCAGGGCGGGUUCUGGGCGCCGGAGGAGGGCGGGCCGCAGUGGCGCGGCGCGCGCGCGCGCGUGCUGGCCACCGCCGCCGCCGCGCCGCGCUCGCCGCGCCUCGCCGCGCUGCUCUACCCUGUUGUGUUACCGGAGCCUGAUGAAAACGAAUUGUUAGAACUGACAAGGAACUAUCUAUCAGAAACGGUUCCUACAAACGUAUCAGAAAAAGAUAUUUUAAAUUUAAGCCACAAUAUAUUAUCUCUAUACAAAGAGGUGACAGAAACCUUCCAUUCUAAGGCGCACUAUAAAUGGAAUCCAUCGCAUCUUAGACUAUGGUGUCAAAAUAUUAAGUGGUAUUCUCCAACUAACUUGGAGGGAGUUAUGACGGCUCUUAACGCAGAGGCAAAUAUACUAUUUAAAGAAAGAUUGGUGACUGAUGACGAGAAAUCUCAAUAUAGCACAAUAGCACAAAAUUAUAUUAAAGUUAAUAAUGACGUGUACUUCAAACCAAAGUUACGUGGCGAUGGAAUAUAUUUGGAAUCAGUUGAAUAUAAAGAAUGGCAUGAGAGUACUGAAAAAUUAAUCAAUCAGUGUUUAAUAGACGAUGAAUAUGCUUUUGGUGACACUGGGAUAGAAGUUUGCAAAGAGUUAUCUGUCUUAUGUCCAACGAUAGCACUUGCGCUGAACGGCGGCGUGGUGACGUGCGCGGCGGCGGCGGGCGCGGGGCGGCGCGCGGCGGCGCGCCUGGCGGCCGCGGCCACGGGCGCGGCGCUCGUGCGCGCCGACCGGCCCGCGCACUUCUGCGCCUGCUUCAAAAAUGUUAUACAUAUUUACUACUCCUUAUACACACCAUUAACCCUAUACUACCACAAAUGCACGGCUCUGACCUCUGCGUGUGAAGGAACGCACACGCUGCUGGUGAUGACGGAGGCGGUCGCCGCCGAGGACUGCCUCGCCUAUGUCCAAGCGUUCUUGAAAGCGGACUCGAUACACUCUCUGCCGUCGAAAAUCGUACCGACCAACUAUGCGCAAAGUGCACAAUCUUUUACUGAAAUGAAACACAAGCUAGGUAUAUUGGUUAUCGUGGACAAAGAGCAAGAGCUGUCGUCGCUGUGGGAGGCGGCGCCGCUGCUGCUGCGGCGCGUGGUGUGGCUGCGGCGCUGGGCGCGCGCCACGCUGCGCGACCUGCCCGCGCGCCGCCUGCGCAGAUUAUCAAAGGAGAAUUCUCAAGAAAUGUCAGAAGAAGAUCUUAAUAGUAUACCAAUAGAAGGAUUCAUUAGUAUAUACGAGAGCUUAGAGACGGAGACGACGCGCGCACCUGUGCGGUAUCUACACUUCAUCAAAACGUACUACAAUAUUUAUAAUUCUAAGAAACAAGCCCUCAUCCAACGACAAGAAACUUUGUCUGCGGGAGUGAAGGCGCUUGAGGGCGCACAAGCGUCAGUGGACGCGCUGCGCCGCGACGCCGCGCAGCAGGAGGCGGAGCUAGCGGAGCAGCGCGCGGCGGCGGCGCGCGCGCUGCAGCAGCUGUCCGCCGCCGCGCGCGCAGACACCGACCGCCGCCAGGAGAUGCACGCGCUCAAGCAGACCAUCGAGACGGAGAAUGAGAAGCUGCAGAUACGCAAAAAAGAAAUCGAGGCAGAGCUAGCAUCAGUGGAACCGGUCAUAGCGGAAGCUCGCGCUGCAGUUGGUGACAUACGGCCUGAGGCUUUGAGUGAGGUGCGUUCCCUCCGCGCGCCGCCGGACGCGGUGCGCGACGUGCUGGAGGGCGUGCUGCGGCUCAUGGGCAUCGCGGACACCUCGUGGCACUCUAUGAAAAGCUUUCUUUCUAAACGUGGCGUUAAGGAAGAUAUUAGAUGCCUAGACGCAAGUGAAAUAAGCCCCGAGGCGGUGCAGUCGGUGGAGCGGCUGCUGGAGCGGCGCGGCGCGUCGUUCGAGCCGGCGGCGGCGCGGCGCGCCAGCGCGGCCUGCGCGCCGCUGGCGGCCUGGGUGCGCGCCAACCUGGCGCACGCGCGCGCGCUGGCCCGCGUGCGCCCGCUGCGCGACCGCCAGCGCGACCUGCUGCGGAACCUCUCGCAAGCGGAGGCGGAAGCGUCGGCCCUGUCCGACGGGCUGGCGUCGGUGGAGGAGCGCGUGGCGGCGCUGCAGGCGGCGCUGGGGCGGCACGCGCGCGACGCCGCCGCGCUGGAGCUGCGCCUGGCCGCCUCCGCCGCCACGCUGCGCGCCGCCGACGACCUGCUGCACGCGCUCCAGCACGAGUACCGCUCCUGGGAGGCAGACUUAAAAAAUAUUUCUCAAGAAAUACUGGAAUUGGGGCAAAGAUCAUUGCUAGCAGCUGGCUAUCUGAUAUAUCUUCCUGAUCUAACCGAGCCACAAGCUAGACAAUAUUUAUCAAAGUGGUGUACAUUAAUUGGCUACGAAGAUACAUCAUUUUCAGUGAUUAAUUUCUUAACAACUCCUGAACAAUUGCUUAAAUGGGAAGCAGAUGGAUUACCAUCGGACCAAUCUGCCAUUAAGAAUGCUGUAUUUAUUGAUCAGUACCUGUCGCGGCGCUGCUCGCUGACGCCGCUGGCGGCGGGCGCGGGCGCGGCGCGCUGGCGGCGCGCGCUGCCCGGCGACGCGCUGCCGCUGCACAGCGAGCGCCUGCACACCGCGCUGCGCUGCGCCGCUAAACUGGGACGCGUUUUGAUAAUAACCGAGGUUGAGUGCAUCGAGGAGUGGUGGUGGAGCCUGCUGCGCGCGGGCGGCGGGCGCGCGCGCGUGGUGCUGCAGGCGCGCCGCGCGCCCGCGCCCGCGCCCGCGCCGCACCACGCCGCGCACCUCGCGCUGCUGCACUUCACGCCGCGGCUGCACGCGCUAGUCGAUCAACUCUUACACUACGCUAUGGAGAAACAAAAUCCUGAAAUGAACGAAAAGUCCAAAGAGAUCAAGCUCACCAAAGCCACUCUACAAAAGCAGCAACAUGAACUUCAAGAAAAUCUCCUGAAAGACUUGUCCAGCAACGGCGACAUACUGCACGACGCGAACCUGCUGGAGUCACUGAAGAAGACGCAGAGCACCAGCGCGACCAUCGGCGAAGCGCUGGCCGCGGCGCAGGCGCUGCAGCGCGAGGCGCACGACGCCGGCGCGCGCUACGCGGCGGGCGCCGGGCGCGCGGCGCGCCUGGCGCUGGCCGUGCAGCGGCUGGCGGCGCGCCACCGGCGCGUGGCGGCGCCGCCCGACGACGUGCGCGACGCCUUCCGGGCCGCCCUCGACAGGACGGAGAACGGGACAGAAACUAUAAACAACGAUGAAAUAGUAAAACACUUCACAAGAAAAAUCAUUGAGCGUGUGCUUCUCAGCCUGCAUAAGAAAGACAAAUAUAUAGUCGUCAUGCAUCUGUUACACUCCGUCUACGAUGAUCUUAUGCCAGACAAGCUUUGGCAAAUUUUUAUAGGAAAUAUAAAUAUCAUAGAGGAUAUGAGUAUUUUAAACGAUAUAAAGAAUAAAUACCAGUGGAUAAAUGAUGACUGUUUAAGAAAAAUUGCACUGAUAAAGAUCCAAGAUGAGGAUUUAUUUCUUCGACUCUCCCUUGAACAAUCUGAUUUAUGGUUAGAUUUCCAAAGCUCGGGGGAUUUGCAUACAAUCAGCAGAUUAAAUUUGAGUCCGUUCGAGGUGAUCUUAGCAGUAGCCGCAUUGCGCCCGGAGAGUUGUUACAGAGCAAUCGUGGCAUUUGUUGAUCAAGUUCUAGGUGGUAGCGUGGUGUCGGCGGAGGCGGUGGGCGCGGCGGCGCGCUGGGCGCGGCGCGCGCGGCCCGCGCUGCUGCUGGCGCCGCACGCCGCCGACGCGCUGGCGGCCACCGCGCGCGCCGCGGGGCGCACGCUCUCCACGGUGGGCAUCGAGGGCGGGCGCGGCGCGUGGGAGGCGGCGCUGGCGCCGGGCGGCUGGCUCGCCGUCGUGGUGGGCGCGUCGCCCUUCACCAAGGACUUGCUCUCUUUUGUAGCCUCGUUGUCUGAGCGCCCGCUGGAAGAAUUAGGGGAUGAUUUUCGUCUAUGGAUAAUGGCAGAGGACCGAGAGAUUCCGUCCACGUUAGCUAAUUCCUGUGUUAACGUUGUUAUUGAACCUCCCGAAGGAGUGAAGCGCAACGCGUGCGCCACGCUGGCGGCGUGGGCGCGCGCCCCCGACGCGCCGCCGCCGCGCGCUCCGCUGCUGGCGCGCCUCGCGCUGCUGCACGCCAUCGCGCAGGAGCGCCGCAACUACAUACCGUUUGGUUGGUCGCGCUACUACGCGUGGGAGUGGGGCGACGUGAGCGCGUGCGCGGCGGCGGCGCGCGCGGCGCGCGACGCGGCGGGCGCGUGCGCGCUGGCUGGCGCGCUGUACGGCGCGCGCGUGGGCGCCGCGCGCGACCGCGACGUGCUGCGCGCGCUGCUGGCGCGCUGUCUGCGCGGCGCCGUGCCCGCGCUCGCCGCGGUGCCGGCCGACGCGCACCUGAAUGACUACAUAACCGCGUUGGAGGCGCUGCCGGACAUGGACACGCCGCAGCUGCUGGAGCUGCCGGCCAACUGCCGCGUGGCGUGGGAGAACAACGCCGCCGAUAACAUCAUUGCGGGGCUACGGGAAUUAAAUAGUGAAACCUGUGUGAAAAGAGAUGACACAACAACGCCACUGAAGAGUAUUCGAUCGCUGUGGAGGAAACUCAUGUCCGGUAGUCCGCUCGUCAAACCAAAUUACCAUAUAGAAAAGCGGCCGGGCGGGUGGUGGGGCGCGCUGUGCGAGGCGGAGGCGCGCGACGCGGCGGCGGCGGCGCGCGCGCUGCACGCCGCGCUGGCCAAGGGGGCGCCCGCGCCCCCCGCGCACCAGGUGCCUGACGAGUGGCAGCUAGUAUGGGCGGGACCCGACACGCCUGAAAUCUACAUAGAAGAAUUCUGUGCACGCGCGCGCGCCGCUCACGACAGGGUGGAGUCCUACGAGUAUACUGACGAUUAUAUGCCUGAAGAGGUGGAUCUGCGUGAGUACCUGCGGCCCGAGCGCGUGCUGGCGGCGCUGCGCGCGGCAGCCGCGCGGCGUCGCGGCUGCGCGCUGCACGACCUCGCGCUCUCCGCCGCCUGGGACUUCACUACUGGUAUA
Brenthis ino (lesser marbled fritillary) is the source of this 13407-nucleotide messenger RNA. NCBI's taxonomy places the organism in Eukaryota, Metazoa, Arthropoda, Insecta, Lepidoptera, Nymphalidae. The record is from the annotation of a GenBank genome assembly.